AUUUCUCUCUCCUUAAGAACCCCCAAACAAACCCUCAAUCCCACCCCCAAAAUCUCCUCGCUCUUUCUCUCUCUAAAAUCAAAACCCCAAAUCUCUCUCCCUCUCUCCAAAACCUAACCCCAUCUCUCUCUCUCUCUCAGCCAUGAACCGCCGCGCACGCACCACCCACCGGUCCACACCCAACCGGUCGUCGCCGUUCCUCAAGUUCCUCAAGCCCGGAGCCCUAGCCCAAAUCCGAGACUCGCGAAUCAGCAGCUCCAGAUCUCACAGAAUCAACUGGAUCUCCCAGAUCCGCUCCACUCCGCCGAUGUCCCCGUCCGCCGCCGACGCCGGUCUCCCACAGGUCACCGUCGCCGCCGACGGAUUCCCUUGCUUCUCCGGCAGGAUCUACGGCCCGAGAUGCCCCCAGAGGAAGAAGCUCGUGGCCGGAAAGUCUGUGAUGUUCCUCAGGCCGCCGCCGAGUCCGGUAUCCGACUUGCCCGAUCCGAUUAUCGAUGUGUUUAGUAGUGAUAUUCUUGCUGCACAUUAAUAAAUUGAAUCCAAUUGGACAUGUUGUAGAUCAAUUAAUAUGUAUGGUGCUUUGGCGGAAGAUUUUCUUAGAUACAACUGAGAUUAUUAAUAAAAUUUACCAAAUUAUUCUGUAUUUGAUGUGUUUUUU
Messenger RNA from Argentina anserina (silverweed cinquefoil), 658 nucleotides. RefSeq lists its product as uncharacterized. NCBI's taxonomy places the organism in Eukaryota, Viridiplantae, Streptophyta, Magnoliopsida, Rosales, Rosaceae. The record is from RefSeq and is a predicted model, not a curated record. Bases 143 to 529 code for a protein of 128 amino acids. The transcript has a single exon.